Molecule: messenger RNA, 264 nt
Organism: Sphenostylis stenocarpa
Lineage: Eukaryota; Viridiplantae; Streptophyta; Magnoliopsida; Fabales; Fabaceae
Source: the annotation of a GenBank genome assembly
AUGGAAGUCCAAAUUGUAAAUAUAGGUACCGUACUUCAAGUAGGCGAUGAUAUUACUCGUAUUUUUGGUCUUGAUGAAGUAAUGACGGGUGAAUUGGUGGAAUUUGAAGAAGGUACUAUAGGUAUUGCUUUGAAUUUGGAAUCCAAAAAUGUUGUUGUAUUAAUGUGUGAUGGUUUGAUUAUACAAGAGGGAAGUUCAGUAAAAGCAACAGGAAGAAUUGUUGCUCAGAUACUAAACGAGCGAGAUGCACGAGUGAAACGAUGA